Molecule: messenger RNA, 758 nt
Organism: Meleagris gallopavo (turkey)
Lineage: Eukaryota; Metazoa; Chordata; Aves; Galliformes; Phasianidae
Source: RefSeq, a predicted model, not a curated record
AUGCAGGCUUACUAUGAGCUUCAGAGAAAUGGGAAGAUCUUUACCCCGUGGGCCCGGCUGCGCUUCAACUCGCGCUGCUGCCGCCCCGCCUCGCUGAGCCAUAACAUCCGCGCGCCCUUCGCUGCCGCCGCCUCGCAGCGGUAUCUCCUCGUUCGGCUCCGCCCUCUGGCAGCGUUUGCGGUGGGCCCAUCCAACUUCAGCAGCAGUGACUUUCAGGAUGAAGAAGGAAGGCGGGGAUUUAAUUUGCAUUAUGACUUUCCUUGGGGGAAGGAAACAAUAGAAACAUUGAAAAACCUUGGUGACACUGAACUGCUACAGAUGUAUCCAGGGGAUGGAUCGAAAUUGCUGGGCCGGGAUGGAAGGAAGAAUGUUCUUCCUCAUGUUCUGUCUGUGAGUGGAAAUCUGGACCAAGGAGCAUUAGCUUAUCUCUUUGAUUCUCUCCAGCUGGCUGAGAAUCCUCUGACAACAAAGAAAAAUUCACAGAGAAAGGUACUUAAACUUCAUCCUUGUUUAACACCUAUCAAAGUGGCUUUGGAUGUAGGGAAGGGCCCAACAACAGAGCUGCGGCAGGUUUGUCAAGGAUUGUUCAAUGAACUAUCAGAAAAUAGAAUUGCUGUAUGGCCAGGUUAUCUUGAAACCACACAGGUAUCUCUGGAGCAGCUUUACACAAAGUAAGGAGAAACAUCUUUUAGUAUGAUGAGAUGAGUGUUCUCUUCAUGGUUUUGAUAAGUGAUUCUACUCUGGAGAAUGGAGUGGUC